Messenger RNA from Clarias gariepinus (North African catfish), 2245 nucleotides. It is a transcript of the gene rab13, whose product is annotated as RAB13, member RAS oncogene family. Gene Ontology annotation, molecular function: GTPase activity; GTP binding. NCBI's taxonomy places the organism in Eukaryota, Metazoa, Chordata, Actinopteri, Siluriformes, Clariidae. Gene Ontology annotation, cellular component: trans-Golgi network transport vesicle; endosome; synaptic vesicle. Gene Ontology annotation, biological process: Golgi vesicle fusion to target membrane; protein localization to plasma membrane; protein secretion. The record is from RefSeq and is a predicted model, not a curated record. Bases 437 to 1042 code for a protein of 201 amino acids. The transcript has 8 exons.
AAAGCGCGUGCCUCUCCCUCUCUACGUAAGCCUCCGGGAACUCGGUAAAGGAAAAAAGUUUCGGGAGAAACCGCUGCCGCUGUACGUGGAUGGAUGGACAUGGCCUUCAGCUGAAGAAGAAGAAAAACUGGCGAAAUGCCGAGGAAUCUUGAAAAAAACUAAACAAAAAGUGCAACGGGCAACGAGGUUGUGGAUUUCUGUUUCAUUUAAGGCAGAUUUUUAUCUCGACGAACAGGAGCAGCGAAGAAAAACGGAAUUUACCGGUGACAUUGUAGUUUUGUUUGUUUGUUGUUGCUGUUGUUGUUUUUUCUCUGAAGGACAAGGACCUGGCUUUAAAUCUCAAGUCUCUGGUUUAAAUCAAGUGAGAAAAGUCGGGGGAAAUAAAAAAAAUUAAAAAAAAAAAACUUUUACUAAUAAAUACUCCGGACAAAGAACUAUGGCAAAGAAAUACGACUUCCUCUUCAAACUGCUGCUGAUUGGUGACAGCGGGGUGGGAAAAACAUGCCUGAUCAUCAGAUUUGCCGAGGAUAACUUUAACUCGACCUACAUAUCUACUAUCGGUAUCGACUUUAAAGUGAAGACCAUCGAGGUUGAAGGGAAGAAAGUCAAGUUGCAAGUCUGGGACACAGCGGGGCAGGAGAGAUUUAAGACCAUCACUACAGCUUAUUACAGAGGAGCUAUGGGUAUCAUCCUUGUGUAUGAUAUUACUGAUGAGAAAUCCUUCGAGAACAUUCAAAACUGGAUGAAGAGUAUCAAAGAGAAUGCAUCAGCAGGAGUAAGUCGAAUGCUGCUGGGAAACAAGUGUGACAUCGAAGCCAAGAGGAAGGUGUCUAAGGAGAUGGGUGCGAAGCUCGCAAAGGAUGAUGGGAUCCGGUUCUUUGAGACGAGUGCAAAGUCAAGUAUCAACGUUGAGGAGUCCUUCACUGCUCUGGCUCGAGAUAUUUUGACGAAAUAUAGCACAAAGCAGGGCUUAUCAGGCCGUGAGGUCAAACUCACCAGCACCACUCCGGGGAAAAAGUCAUCCAAAUGUCUUCUUUUGUAAACACCAUUAUCAUCAUCAUCUGAGAGUCCAGAUUCAGCACACUCCUAAAAUGCAGCAGUAUUAUACUUACACACAGGGAUUAUUACAUGUAGAACAUUAUGCAAAAUGACACGACCAAAAAUGUAAAAUGAUGAACCAUACAUAAAGAUGUUUUUUUUUUAGAGAUGUAUUCCAUCACAACAUGUCAUUCUACAUUAUAGCUGGGUUUGAAUUAUGCCAUGGUACACACUCUCAACUCUUGUUGGAGUGUAAGUAAGAAUGCGAAGUUGAAUGCAUAGUUAAAAUGCUAUUGGCAGUUAUACUGUCAACUGAGCUUUUGGUGCUUCGCUUUGCAAUAGAAUUUACACCAGUCCAAGAUGAUGAAUUGGAGGUGGUGAGGAAUAAAUAGUGUAGAAAGUAUAUACUUGGCCCACAGUUUAUUGUUAGUCCUUACUUGCUGACCUCCGUCCAGCAGCACAAGGGGUGGAGAGUUAAACCCACAGUGGAUUGUUUUGGACUGGAAAGCAUUUGCCCUUGGCAGCAAGAGUAGUACGUUUAAAGUUUCUUGGCAGUUUUUACAGCUUGUUUCCCUUUUAAAUAUGUAUUUUAUUACUUCCGUUUAUAGACAGCUUAAAUUGUUGUGGGUUUUUUUUGUUGUUGUUGUUUUUCUUGUUUUUUUUUUAUUUGCUGCAUUAAAAAAUAGUUGCAUCACAUCAUUGGACAGGUAUUAAAGCGGGCACAUGAAGGGCAAGUUGAAAAGGGAGCAUUAGAAGAACAGUGUUGAGAUGAUGGGUACAGAAAGGAUAUAAUGAACUGAAGAGAAAGUUCUGAGCAAGUUUUGAGGUUCUAAGGAAGUUUUGAGGUUCUGAGGUUGCACCAGUGUUGUGAAAGAAAAUGAUGUUAAUGAAAGCGUUUUCUUUUUUUAAUAUAUAUAUAUAUAAAGGAGUGCAGUACUGUGUAGUAUAGUGUCCCUACCCCAAUCCCACCCACUUUCUUCACACACAUUUUUUUUCUUGGAUAUAUUUUAAGCUGCUUUGAAUAAACUGUAAAAAAGGAAAGUCUGCAACUUUGAGUCUGAGAGAAUCUUUCUACAUUCUCAAAGAAUAACACUUUCAUACAAUAUGUGCUUCUCUGAGGAAAUUAUAUCAUGUGUUAAAUUGAUCCACUUUGUGUUCUGUACCAAUCACUUUAUAUAAAAGCUGACAAUAAAGUUUCUGCUUGUUA